AUGAUAUUCAAUCCCGAUCAUCAAUUACGUUGGGUUAUGCUGCCUAACGCAGCGGUCAAGGUCGAUAAUUAUCAUUCAAUCAUAUCAAUAACAAGUCCAACAGAUAAACCAAAAAUGACUUUAACGAAUAUUGUCAUAGGAACACCAACUGUUGAAUCAGAAUGUAUACCAAUUAUGAUAUUACUUCAAGAUAAAAAAGAUGUACUUAAACAAACAAACAUAGAUCAAGAUAAUAUGCGCUGUACAUAUGGACAACAACAACUACAAACAAGAUUUGUAUUAAAUAAGUAUCAAAAUUUGUUUGAUACAACUGAUCUACCAGCUAUCAAGGCGACAGUUCAUCACACGGUCAACACUGGUAAUCAUUUUCCAAUAUACAGUCACCUACGUCGUAAAUCAAAUGUUACGAGAGAAAUGUAA
Messenger RNA from Didymodactylos carnosus, 420 nucleotides. Lineage: Eukaryota; Metazoa; Rotifera; Eurotatoria; Philodinida; Philodinidae. The record is from the annotation of a GenBank genome assembly.